This is a messenger RNA of Cylicocyclus nassatus, 873 nucleotides long. Lineage: Eukaryota; Metazoa; Nematoda; Chromadorea; Rhabditida; Strongylidae. The record is from the annotation of a GenBank genome assembly.
UUUAGAUGUCCGAAUACCUCGGAUGGACAGAAAGGCGACCGCCAUUUGGAGUACAAAAACCUCCAAGGGACGAUAUCUUACCAGGAGGACCUGUAACCCAAAGCUAUGAAAACUACGUCAAAAACGUCUUUCACCCAAUGAAUCGAACCAAGCAUGAUAGCGCUCAAAUGGCAGCCGAUCAUGGAGUGUCUGCUUCAAAUAUGCUAAAAAUGGAGCGAACUCUCGGAAAACAUGCUCUUGACGAUACAAUGGAUUCUUAUUCAUUCGAUGACAAUGGGUUGUUUUUGAAAACGCCACUUGAAGCCCUAUAUUCCGAAUUAGGAUUGAAUAAAUCGGAGCAUGCCCUCUACCGUCAAUUUCCUGUAUACACGCCGAAGCAGUCGAGCGAAUACUUUGCCAUCUCACAUGGGGCCGAUCGACGGCAUGACCGCCAUCCAGCUCCACUUUAUUCAUCGUAUCGCGAACAAGACGAUGACGAGUAUGCAAAGAACAAUCGCAAGACAUUGAUCGACUACAAAGACUUUGAUCGAGAGAAGUCACAAAGGUACGCCUAUGACGGCUACAUGUAUUCACCUCUAUCCCCGUAUCUGUACAAAGAGCAUCCUUACAUUCGAGACCAAGACACGCGAAUUGUUGGAUCAAAUUUCGUUCAAGUGACAUCUCGUCCAAAAGAUCGAUUUCUCGAGAAAAUCGACCAGACAUUGGCAGAAGUGAGGGCAAUGCCGAGAUACACUUAAGAACACAUGCUCAGCGACGAGGAUUCUCCAAUCCAUCUGUUGGCUCGAAAAAAAUGUAAAAAUCAGCUUGCGAGCUUGCGGAAGUUGUAGUCAGCUGCGAUGCAUACUUGUAUUCCACACGGGAGCUCGCACAAAU